Marchantia polymorpha subsp. ruderalis is the source of this 1767-nucleotide messenger RNA. NCBI's taxonomy places the organism in Eukaryota, Viridiplantae, Streptophyta, Marchantiopsida, Marchantiales, Marchantiaceae. The record is from the annotation of a GenBank genome assembly.
GGAAUUUUGGAUAAAAGAUGAACGAGCUGCAUUGUGAAGGAAGAAAUGAGUGAAUGGCACGAUAACGAAGACCAAUAUCGAUAGUGAUGAUCCCCUGGAGGUCGGUAGACUUAGCCCAUGCAUCAUCAGCACAGCAUUUGCAAAGCAGGUCGACCCAGACAGGAUCCAAGGUCCAGUGAGCCGUAGCUUUUGACGCAAAGACGCGAGUCCGACUGCUGAGGAGCUCUAGCACUAUACAUGAUCGCCUCACAUGAUACGCAUUGUUUAGUCAUAGACCAGCCGACUAAUCUUCGAAUGUGGGGUCGAGACUUGCGUCCUGGCCUUUGAUUGAGGAGUGUUCUUCUUCUGCUGUGCAUUACUUAAAGGCCGAGUUCUUCCAGGAAAACCAGAUUACCUUUCCUGCCCUUCAAUUUUCUGUCUGAACUCGAUCAGCACAGAAGCAAAGGAAUAUGGCGAUUUUUUCCAGAGCUGCGCUAGCUGCUGGCUUAUUUGCCAGCGCUCUGGUCAUCUUCUCGGAGCAUCUGUCGUUUGUGAGUGCCUACGAGCCAUAUGCUGUCACAUCUUGGACGGCAUCUGAUGCAACCUUCUACGGAGGAAACAGUGGAGCUGGAACAAUGGGUGGAGCUUGUGGAUAUGGAAACAUGUACAACACGGGUUAUGGACUCAACACCGCUGCUCUGAGCCCGGUCCUCUUCAAUAAUGGACUGAGCUGUGGAGCUUGUUUUGAGCUUAAGUGCAAUCUCACUGGUACCAAGUGGUGCUACCCGAGCGCAGGUUCCAUCACCGUCACAGCUACCAAUCUGUGCCCUGCAAACCCGGCCAGAACCACCGACGGAUGGUGCAACCCUCCCAGGACACACUUCGAUUUGUCAUACACGAUGUUCGCUAUACUCGCCCAACCAGUUGCAGGAAUCAUUCCAAUUCAGUACCGCAGAGUGUCUUGCGUGAAGACUGGAGGCGUCCGCUUCGUCAUCAACGGCAACCCCUGGUUCAAUCUGGUGCUCAUAUACAACGUGGGCGGUGACGGAAACGUCGUGACAGCCAUGAUGAAAGGAGAGAACACAGAGUGGUAUUCCAUGACUAGAAACUGGGGGCAAAACUGGCAGCUGAGCCAGAAGCUUCACGGUCAGGCCCUCUCUUUCCAGCUCACGACGGGUUAUGGCACGACCUUGGUGUGCAGCGACGUAGCGCCAGCCAACUGGCAAUUCGGCCAGACGUUCGAAGCCUACACGAACAUGUAUGACCUCUACUGACGAGAUUCAGAGAACAAGAGUGUCGAUUCAUUCAUUCAUUCAUUAUUCAGGAUAUACGGAAGAGAGACUCGAGAAGCUGAGCAAAGCAGGUGUAUGGCUGUAAACGCUCUCGGUGGAUCCCCUCAGUCCAUUCCCAAUAACGGUCUGCAGAUGCUGGCUACUGCUGCUGAAGGAGAAGGAGAAGGAGAAGUGCCAGCAGCAGUAAAUGUGGUGAACUUUUUGAACAUUGAAGGUUGAUGUGCAAUUUGACAGGUAGUGUGACCGUGUGGUCUCAGCAACGUGGUGACAAAAGGUCGUUUCAGGCCUACAGUUCUCAAUAGCUGCGCCUUUCAAACUCAGAGGGCAACUGGAUGUGGCUUGGCUUGCAAUGUCGAGACGAGCGCAUAUGGAACAUAGACUCUGUACAAAUGCUAAAGUAGCAAUUUUGUAGAAAAGAAUUUUAGGGUGAUGACCAUUAUCAGUCAUAUUCAUCUGGAAUUUCUAGAUCCUCAAAUUUAUUUAACUACCUUCUCGG